UGUUCGUGCGGGAAAUGGGGAAAUAGCUGGAGUUGGAGCUGAACGUAAAAUAAAGUAAAUGAAAAUGGACUCCUUUCGCAACUGGCAACUGCUGGGAAAGCUGGGCCAGGGCGGCUUUGGCAAUGUUCUGCACUGGCGGAAUACGAACACCGGCCUCGAAAUAGCCACCAAACAUAUCAAGGAGACGAGUUCGCUGUCGGCCGAUCAGCAAGUCAAGUUGAAAGAGCGAUGGGUGGAGGAGCUGAAGUGGACGCGUGAGUUUGAGAAACUCCCAAACAUCGUGGCUGGCGUGUGCAUAGAGAAAGAGGAUGCAGCCUUCGUUGACUACCUUAAUGACCACCACAGCUGCCCUCUGCCCGUAAUCAUCCUGGAGUACUGCAAUGGGGGCGAUGUGCGGAAGCAAUUGCAGAUCCCAGAGAACGCCAACGGACUGACUGAGUUCGAAGUUCGGGAAAUACUGGGCGCCUUGCGGCAGGCCCUGCACUUUCUGCACACCAAGUGCAAAGUGUGCCAUCGCGACCUCAAGCCGGACAACAUCGUGAUACACCGCCAGAAGGAUGGGUCCAAGACGUACAAGCUCACGGACUUCGGUUUGGCGCGCGAUUCACCCGACAAGACGAUACUGCAGAGUGUGGUGGGAACACGCCACUACUUUGCCCCCGAGGUGGUGGAGAGUGGCUUCUACAACACGGCGGUGGACUACUGGUCUCUUGGGAUCAUUGCCUAUGAGCUGGCAACCGGAGAGCUGCCCUUCAUACCCCACCAGACGUUCAAGAAUAUUCUAGUCAAUUUGCUCAACAAGAAGCCCGAUUGCAUUGCCAUUACGGAGGAUCUGCAGGAUGACAGUCGUUUUCUCUUUCAAACAGAACUGCCAAAGCAGAACCAUCUGACGGGGCCAUGGUCCAGGGAGUUCGUCCCGUGGCUACGUCAGGCCCUCGACACCAACUACAAGCGACGCGGCAAAUUGGCAUCUGAUGAAGUACAUUCGGGUCCGGUUCCUGUUCCGGCCGUCUUCUUCAACCUCGACAGGCUCCUCCAGAUGCGCGUGCUCACGAUAUUCGCUGUGAACGACUUCAAGCGUCUGGAGUAUGCCGUCACGGCGAACAUGACGAUGCAGGAACUUAACGGUUUGAUUUGCCGUGACACAAAGCUAGCUAGUAGAGAGGUGUACUGUGUCCUGCCCACCACUCAUCCGCACGAGAGGAUGAAGCCAACCACCAGACCCCUGGAUCUGUAUGUCCAGGAGUGGAGCGACACCAGCAGCGAGACGCGCAAAUCGACCCAAAUACCCCCACCCCCUGUGAUGUUAUUCGUCUUCCAGGCGACGACGGGCGAGUGUUACUAUCUUAACUCCGCGCCGAGCGUCUCCGAGCUGAUGAAGACCUGCAUGCUGAAAAGUUUCCAAACGGACAAGCCCUGGAAGCUGAAGCGCCUUGCGCGGGACAUGCACUACAUGCUGGCGGAGCAGCAGAAGCUGCUGGAAAUGUUCCUCACGGGCAUCCGAGAGCGUGCCCUGCUGCUGGAGGAUGAGAUUGUCACCAAUCAGUUCAUUGCAACCAUAAACGAUCAAAUACUCACCACAGCCGAUGCAAUUAAAAUGCUCGAGAGGCUGCGCACAGCAGCUGUCCAAGAGCAAAAGAUGUCCACUCAGGUAAAUGAUGCCGACUGGAAGUUACUCGCAGACACAUACCAGGAGACGAACAACAUUGCCAGAACCAUCAAGGAACACUUCGAGUCUUGUUUGCGCGGUGCCCGACGUAUGGUGGAUGAAACAAGCCAGCUUUUUAAUCACUGUGUGGCAAGGGACGUAUUUGGUUUGGCUGCCUUCGAGCGUAAUUUCUUGGAUGGAAUAUCUCUCGGGCAGUUCCGCAAAGCUGUCUAUGAGUUUACGACUCCUAUCCAGGAGGUGGAACGGGCCAAGGCCAACUCCAAGGAAAUUGAUAAGCUGCAUUUGUUAUUCAUCAAGACCAAGAUGGCUGAGACGACAGCCAAAAAGAAAUUCGCCGAAAUCAAAGAGCAGAUCUUUCAAUUGCAUUUCAAGAUGUUGGUCACCGCUGCCUCUGCCUCUGCAUCUACAUCGGCAUUCGCAUCGCGAGUCCCACCUCCAGUGCUAUUGCUUAGCAACUCCAUGGGACGACUGACAAUGAACUCAAUGGGCGACAGCUCGGAUUUUGAUUCUCUAACAACGAACAAUAUGAUCGACGAGGCAAACCGUCUCAGUGAGAUGCUACGAACUGACAUGGAAAUCGAUCUGUCUUAGUCUCUCCACUGAGGCUUCAGUAAUUACCACCAACAGAUAUUUAAUCAAAAGCAUGGCACGAUGCCGCACUUUGUUUUUAGUCGAUAUUUACUCGUUUUUUUUAACUUUUAUUAUUAGUUAUUAGUUAUCGCAGAAACUGCAUUUGUAAGUUUUUAAUAUUUUUGUAUUUUAAUUAUACCUCUGUUUGUUUUUAUGUUGCACCAAAAGUGAGACUUGAUGAAUGUUGUUGAUUCAAUUCUCCUUUGGCUAUUAAACGCUGCUUGUUGUACGAGUAUAUACUCCCCAAA
Messenger RNA from Drosophila obscura, 2547 nucleotides. It is a transcript of the gene IKKbeta, whose product is annotated as inhibitor of nuclear factor kappa-B kinase subunit beta. The record is from RefSeq and is a predicted model, not a curated record. Gene Ontology annotation, biological process: peptidyl-serine phosphorylation; positive regulation of transcription by RNA polymerase II; tumor necrosis factor-mediated signaling pathway. Lineage: Eukaryota; Metazoa; Arthropoda; Insecta; Diptera; Drosophilidae. The transcript has 5 exons. Gene Ontology annotation, cellular component: IkappaB kinase complex; cytoplasm. The coding region runs from base 59 to 2260 and encodes 733 amino acids. Gene Ontology annotation, molecular function: ATP binding; IkappaB kinase activity.